This is a messenger RNA of Chara braunii, 1009 nucleotides long. Lineage: Eukaryota; Viridiplantae; Streptophyta; Charophyceae; Charales; Characeae. The record is from the annotation of a GenBank genome assembly.
GGGAUGACAAGACCCAACGCUUCUCCGAUCAGACGGUCACCGGCCUCCCCUUCUUCCUCACCCUCGAGCCGACCGAUCGUCCCCCAGAGUCUCGUCGCCACCGCUCCUCUGCACAUUUCGAUAUGAUGGAGACGGGGUAUGAUUUCAUUCUCGGCACUCCGUGGUCUCGUCGGUUCCGCAGUACCGAGGCCGAUUGGGCGACCAACACUCUCGUUCUCAAAACAAAGUGUGGACAAAUGUAUGGCGUACCUUUCAUAGGUACCACUGCGACACCACGCCCCGAUCCUCCUCCCCCGGAGCCUUCCGUACCCACACCAUCUCCUUCUAUCACUGUCACCUCGCCUCAACAGUUCGCCUACUUCAUCCAACAAGAUGACGUCACCUUCUGUAUGGUGAACGUGACGGAUGUCUUACACUAUGAUCCACCCUGUCCCGACGCCGAGCUCAUCCCUCUGGAGCUAAAUCCUCCUUCUAUCUCCAUGGCUCCCAUCUCUACUUCCGUCCCUCCGCCGUCCCUCGAGUCCACCUCGCCGUCGCGCACUGACGCUGAAGCUGAGGAACUCGCACGCUAUACGUCCGAUCUGGAGCCCGCACUUCGUGACCUCAUUCGAGAGUACCAUGAUGUUUUCCCAUCGUCGUUUUCGUACGCCGGCAUCCCACCGAUGCGCGACGUCGAGCACUCCAUCCAAUUCGUGCUUGACUAUCGUGCUCAGCACCAGGCACCCUACAGACUCUCGAUCCCCGAUGCCACCGAACUCAAGCGUCGGCUUGAGGAGCUCCUUAGACUGGGUUUCAUUAAACCCAGCAACUCCCUAUGGGGUGCACCCGUCUUCUUUGCUCGCAAAACGGAUGAAACUCUCCGUCUCUGCAUCGACUAUCGUGGCCUCAACCGCUACACGGUUAAGAACAACUAACCCAUGCCUCGUUUCGACGAGUUGUUCGACCACCUAGCAAGCAACCGCUUUUUUACGAAGAUUGAUCUUCGUAGCGGUUACCAUCAGAUCCGCGU